Molecule: messenger RNA, 2879 nt
Organism: Perognathus longimembris pacificus (Pacific pocket mouse)
Lineage: Eukaryota; Metazoa; Chordata; Mammalia; Rodentia; Heteromyidae
Gene: Ddx54
Product: DEAD-box helicase 54
Exons: 20
Coding region: 13-2649 (878 amino acids)
Cellular component (GO): nucleus
Molecular function (GO): RNA binding; ATP binding; RNA helicase activity
Source: RefSeq, a predicted model, not a curated record
CUUUUCCCCCGCAUGGCGGCCGGCGAGCGCACAGCGGCUGGGCCGCGGUCGCGAGCGUCCAUGGCUCCGAAGAGGAAGAAGAAAGGGCUCCGGAAGCGCCGGGGUGCGGCCUUCCAGACUCGCCACAGCGACUCGGAGGACGGCGAGUUCGAGAUCCAGGCGGAAGAUGACGCCCGGGCACGGAAGUAUGGCCCUGCCAGAGCACUGCCUGCCUUCCCCACCUCCGAGUGUGCCUCAGAUGUGGAGCCCGAUACCCGGGAGAUGGUGCGAGCCCAGAACAAGAAGAAGAAGAAGUCUGGAGGCUUCCAGUCCAUGGGCCUGAGCUACCCUGUGUUCAAGGGUGUCAUGAAGAAGGGCUACAAGGUGCCCACGCCAAUCCAGCGGAAGACCAUCCCGGUGAUCCUGGAUGGGAAGGAUGUGGUAGCGAUGGCACGGACGGGCAGCGGCAAGACUGCCUGCUUUCUUCUCCCUAUGUUUGAGCGGCUUAAGGCCCGCAGCGCUCAGACCGGCGCCCGGGCCCUCAUCCUCUCACCCACCCGGGAGCUGGCCCUGCAAACCAUGAAGUUCACUAAGGAGCUGGGCAAGUUCACCGGCCUCAAGACAGCCCUGAUCCUGGGCGGGGACAAAAUGGAAGAUCAGUUUGCCGCCCUGCAUGAAAAUCCUGACAUAAUCAUUGCUACACCUGGCCGGUUGGUGCACGUGGCCGUGGAGAUGAACCUGAAGCUACAGAGCGUGGAGUAUGUGGUUUUUGAUGAAGCUGACAGGCUCUUUGAGAUGGGCUUUGCUGAGCAGCUUCAGGAAAUCCUCAGCCGCCUCCCCGGGGGCCACCAGACGGUGCUCUUUUCUGCCACAUUGCCCAAGCUGCUGGUGGAGUUUGCCCGGGCUGGCCUCACGGAGCCCGUGCUCAUCCGGCUGGACGUGGAUGCCAAGCUCAAUGAGCAGCUGAAGACCUCCUUCCUCCUGGUACGGGAAGACACCAAGGCCGCUGUGCUGCUCUAUCUGCUCCGCAACGUGGUGCGUCCCCAGGACCAGACGGUGGUGUUUGUGGCCACAAAGCACCAUGCCGAGUACCUCACAGAGCUGCUGUCGGCCCAGCGGGUGAGCUGCACCCACAUCUACAGCGCCCUGGACCAGACGGCCCGCAAGAUCAACCUCGCCAAGUUCACGCACGGCAAGUGCUCAGCCCUCAUCGUAACCGACCUGGCUGCCCGGGGCCUGGACAUCCCGCUGCUGGACAACGUCAUCAACUACAGUUUUCCCGCCAAGGGCAAGCUCUUCCUGCACCGCGUGGGCCGUGUAGCCCGGGCUGGCCGAAGUGGUACAGCCUACUCCCUGGUGGCCCCCGACGAGGUCCCCUACCUCCUGGACUUGCACCUGUUCCUGGGCCGCUCCCUCAACCUCGCACGGCCAGGAGAGGAGCCCUCAGGUACUGUCAGCGUGGACGGUGUGCUGGGCCGGGUGCCACAGAGUGUGGUGGACGACGAGGAUGGGGGCCUGCGCAGCGCGUUGGAGGCAUCCCUGGAGCUGCGGGGCCUGGGCCGCGUGGCGGAGAACGCGCUGCAGCAAUACCUGCGCUCACGACCGGCACCCUCGCCCGAGUCCAUCAAGAGGGCCAAGGAGCUGGACCUGACAGGGCUGGGCCUGCACCCCCUCUUCAGUUCAUACUUUGAGGAUGGGGAGCUGAAGCGGCUGAGGCUGGUGGACAGCAUUAAGAAGUACCGUGCCCGGACGACCAUCUUUGAGAUCAAUGCCUCCAGCCGGGACCUGAGCUGUCAGGUGAUGCGUGCCAAGCGGCAGAAGGACUGCAAAGCCAUCGCCAGUUUCCAGCAGGGGCGGCAGCAGCAGCAGCAGCAGCAGCAAGAAGGUCCAGCUGGCCAGGCCCUGGGUGGCCCAGCCCCAAAGGAUGAGCAGCCUGAGGAUGAGGAAGAUGCGGGAGAGAGUGUGGAGGCCAUCUUCUCAGAGGUUAUGGGCAAGAAGCGGCAGGUGCCAGGCCCCAGCAGAGGAGCCAAGAGGCGGAGGGAGGAGACCCGGCAGCGGGACCAGGAGUUCUAUGUCCCCUACCGGCCCAAAGAUUUCGACAGUGAGCGGGGCCUGAGCAUUGGAGGGGCUGGGGGCGCCUUUGAGCAGCAGGUGGCCGGCGCUGUGCUGGACCUGAUGGGGGAUGAGGCUCAGAACCUGAGCAGAGGCCGGCAGCAGCUCAAGUGGGACCGGAAGAAGAAGCGGUUUGUGGGACAGUCAGGACAGGAGGAUAAGAAGAAGAUCAAGACAGAGAGUGGCCGGUUUAUCAGCAGCUCCUACAAGAGGGAUCUCUACCAGAAGUGGAAACAGAAACAGAAAAUUGAUGACCGGGACUCAGAGGAAGAGGGAACAUCUGAGCAGCGAGGCCCAGCACGAAGAGGUGGGAGGAGAGGGCGUAGCCAAGGUGCACCCCAGCCCCCGGGCGGCCCUGGUGGCCGUGUGCGCUCUGAGCUCAGGACCAAGCAGCAGAUCCUGAAGCAGCGGCGUCGCACCCAGAAGCUGCGCUUCCUACAGAGUGGGGGCCUCAAGCAGCUCUCAGCCCGCAACCGCCGCCGGGCCCAGGAGCUGCGGCAGGGUGCCUUCGGCCGGGGUGCCCCAUCCAAAAAGGGCAAGAUGAGGAAGAGGAUGUGAGGGACAGGCCCAGGCCUCUUGGAAAGCCCUGAAAACAAAUAGUGCCUGGCACAGAAAACAGCGGCUGCCUCAGUGAAGAUGGACACAUUGGGCAGGGUCUUGAGGAGUAUGUGGGAUUCUCCAUCAAAACAGUGGACCAAGACCUGAGUGUGUUCUGGACUCAAGGGUCAUGGCCACACAGGGCUGCACCCUGAUGGGUUUUAAUGGAAUAAAGCUUUAUUUAAAGGGUG